Messenger RNA from Paramecium tetraurelia, 1206 nucleotides. RefSeq lists its product as uncharacterized. Gene Ontology annotation, biological process: protein phosphorylation. Gene Ontology annotation, molecular function: protein serine/threonine kinase activity; ATP binding. The transcript has 6 exons. Gene Ontology annotation, cellular component: cytosol; protein kinase CK2 complex; nucleus. The record is from RefSeq and is a predicted model, not a curated record. Lineage: Eukaryota; Ciliophora; Oligohymenophorea; Peniculida; Parameciidae.
AUGAAAAAAAAUAACAAAAAGUCCUCAAGCACAAAAGUCAAAGUAACUCCUUGUUCCAACGAUCGUUAUUAUAUGGAUCAGUCAAUCGAUGAGGAGGUCUACCUGAAGUAGAAUUAUAAGGUUGUAAGGGAGAUGGGAAGAGGAGGUUAUGGAGUGGUAUACAAAGCUCUUGGACUCAAUUAGGGUCAGGUUGACAAAACAAAAAAAUAUGCCAUCAAGGUUAAUUUUUCAACUGUGUCUCCAGAGUUGAUUUUUGCAGAGAUUGGAUUUUUAAAAUUAGUGUAUGGUAAGGAGAACAUGCCUCAGUUGGUGAACCUAUUUUUGAAGGAUCAAAAAAUCUACAUUGUAAUAGAAUACUUUACCUUUAAACCAUUUAUAACAUUUUUUGCAAACUUUGACAUGAUGCAAAUAAGAAAAUAUCUUUAUGAAUUAUUGAAGGCUUUGAAUCUUUUGAAAUAGAAUGGCAUCUACCAUCGAGAUGUGAAACCUGGCAACUUUCUUUAUAAUCCCAAAACCUGUAAAGGAAUUUUGAUUGAUUAUGGUCUCAGCGAGAUAGACAGGUCGUUUGUAGCAAAGUUGAUUGAAAAGGAAAAGGAUUUGUCGAAGAAAAAUCCCUAAUCAGAUGAAGUUCAGGAGAUUAGAAGGAAGAUUAAUUUAUAUAAUGAAAUUCAGAAAACUAUUGAUUAAAUUGGAUAAAAUAAGAUUGGAACAGAAAGCUUUAUGCCAUUAGAAAGCAUCCUACAUUAUCAUGAUCAAUCCUACGAGGUGGACAUGUGGGCAGUUGGAGUUAUAUUUUUAUAAUUUUUAACUAAGAAAUACAAUUUAUUUAGUAAUGUUAGAAUGAUAAAUAAGCCGGUUCCAACUAAGAAUUUUUUCUAUGUUAACUUUAUUUUGGAAUUAGCAAGUUUAUUUGGAUCUGAACAAGUGAGGUAAAUUUGCGAUUUGUUUGAAUACGAUUUAAAGUUACCAUCAGUCACAGCAACUAAGCCAAUUAAAUGGAAAUAGAUAAUAAACAUGGAAGGCUUUGAUGACAAUGCAGAAGAUUUAUUAUCAAAACUCCUAUGUUUACAUCCAAAAUAGAGAAUUAAAGUUGAAGAUGCUUUAAAGCAUCCUUUCUUUCAAACUGUAGUGUCUAAAGAAUAGUAAGCAGACACAAACGUCUAAAUAGAAUAAGAAUUUAAUAUUAUUAAAUAAACUGAAAUAUGA